Messenger RNA from Ylistrum balloti, 3363 nucleotides. RefSeq names its product ADAM 17-like protease. Gene Ontology annotation, cellular component: plasma membrane. Bases 1 to 2190 code for a protein of 729 amino acids. Lineage: Eukaryota; Metazoa; Mollusca; Bivalvia; Pectinida; Pectinidae. Gene Ontology annotation, biological process: Notch signaling pathway; membrane protein ectodomain proteolysis. Gene Ontology annotation, molecular function: metalloendopeptidase activity. The transcript is spliced from 23 exons. The record is from RefSeq and is a predicted model, not a curated record.
AUGCAGAGGCUAACUUCAUUAUUGUGGAUAAUUGUUUUGCUAUGUCACUACCAUCUGGUGUGGAGUUCUGGUUUAGAUGACAAACUCCAUUACUAUGAAACAUUGCACACAAGUGACAUUCGGAUACGUGUUCGACGAAGUGCUGACAAAAACCCAGGAUUUGACAUGAAAGAAAUUUGGUUCAACACAAUGGGCAGAGAUUUUCACUUAAAUUUGCACCAAUCUACUGUCUUGAGUUCCAACUGCAAAGCAACAGCUAUAAAUGGUGACAGCAAGGAGACCUUCUCUGUUGAUAGGAGCAAGUUUCUAUCUGGUAAACUUUAUGAUGAUCCUGAUUCGUUUGUACAUGUCCUCUGGGAUGGUGAGAUCAUGACGGCCAGUAUAUCAACCAAUGAUGAAGUGUAUUUUGUAGAGCCCUCCUGGCGACAUCUGUCACCAUCUGCAAACCACUCCAUGGUGGCCUACAAGAAGUCAGAUGUCAAGUUUGACCCUGAUGCAGUGAUUGGAGGAGUCAGGGGAGAUUUUGAUAACACCGAUGACUUUGUUGGAAUGGAACUUAAUGACGGCAUCAGACUGUUUCCACGGGAACCAGAACCGGAACCAGAGCUGGAGAAAACAGCUCCCCAGAGAGAGAAACGUCAGGCGGUGUCUCCCAUCAUAGGGCCUCGAACUGUGUGCAGAUUGGCUGUAGUCGCAGACUUCUACUUUUUUUCCACUAUGGGUCGAGGUGACCGCUUUCAGACAAGUGAAUUUAUGAUAAGUCUGAUAGACAGAGUCAAUGGUUACUACAAAAAAACUAUCUGGACUGACAGUAAGGAGAACAUAAUUCAGGCAGGGUUUGAAAUAGCUGAGAUCAUAGUCCAUGAGUCGUACACGAACAGCAGUGAAAACAACCAUUACAACAUGGCCAAUCGUGUCAGAGAUAUGUCCAAUGUAUUAGAUUGGUUUGGUGAAGCACAUGUCAAAGAUUUCAAGAAUUUUUGUCUAGGGCAUCUGUUUACAUAUCAAGCAUUCGAAGGAAAGCUGGGCCUUGCCUACAUUGCCUCACCACACAAGUAUAACCUGGGUGGAAUUUGUUCUGAAGCGGCAUAUGUUAAUAGGAAAAAGCAAGCUGUCAACACAGGUGUCAGCUCAUUCCGAACACCAGGGGGCAGCACUGCAAUGAGUUUACCCUCAACACUCACUGUAUCCCACGAAUUAGGUCACAAUUGGGGAAGUGAGCAUGAUCCUGACACUGUCACCUGUUCUCCGAAAUCCUCGGCUGGGGGCAAGUACAUCAUGUAUCCCAGCUCAACAACUGGCUACCAGGCCAACAAUCAGGUGUUUUCACAAUGCAGUCGACAGUAUGUGUUUAAAGUUCUGGAAAGUAAAGGCUUCGAUUGCUUCUCAGUUGCUACUGGUGGGAUUGCUCUGUGUGGAAAUGGCAGGGUAGAUGACAAGGAAGAGUGUGAUGCAGGGCCAGAUGGUGACCUUUGCUGUGACAAAGAUUGCAAGCUUGUUGAUCAGGCUACUUGUAGCUACAUGAAUUUCCCAUGCUGCGACAGACUGACCUGUCGUGUGGCUCCAGGAUUCAAGAAAUGCAGAUCAGCAUUUGGAUGUAAGGAGUCAUCCUACUGCAAUGGGAUUGACUUCUCCUGCCCUCCAGCCAAUAAUAUUAAGGAUGGAAAGUCCUGUAGUGAUGGUGGAGUGUGUAGGAAUGGUGUAUGUGUUGGCCAGUGUCAACAAGCUGGAAAAAUUCCGUGUAUCUGUGAAGAUGAAGGGAACCUGUGUAAACGGUGUUGUCAAAAUGCAAACAGCAUAGGGUCUUGUAUACCACUACCAUUGUCAGACUUGGAAAGUCAACUUCCUGAUGGCAGUCCUUGUAAUUAUGGCUUCUGUAAGAAGGGUACAUGUGAAAAAUCAGGCACCAUUGUCAAGAGGUUGUACAAAGUCCUGCAGUAUUUCAGUAUCAACAGACUAGAGGUGGUGAUGAAGGACAAUGUCGUGUGGGUGAUCCUGUUCCUUUCUUCAAUACUAUGGUCAAUUUUCAUUGUUAUAUUUGAAUGUGUGGAUUCAAGAAAUGAGAAGAGGAAAAAACCAUCAAGGGAAAAUAUGACAAGAUGGGAUAAGGAAACUAUCUUACCAAAUAGGAGGGAAGGCGUAUCUAAAAAGAUUGAUUUCCUGAUUGUUAGGUCAAGGCCGUCAGAAUAAAACCAUGGAAACCAUGACUUUACCCUGUCUUAAACAAGAACUGCAGGUAAAUGAUCCCUGCUGUGCGGGAAAAGGUGUCAAUUUUCGCACUGCAACAAAGUAAGGAAAUAGUGUUUCAGCUGGUGUCUUUGACUGAACAAAUGAGAUUUUGACUCUGCCUUGUGAAAUUAUGGUAAUUUUCAGGAGUAUUGUGAAUGUGGUAGGUUCAUCUACAAUGAAGAAACAGUGCCAUAGCUUUUGAGAAAGUUUGGUUGUUGGUAAGAAAUAAGAAAAGUUCCAGAAUCUGGAUUUUGUUGAGUGUUCUGAUAUGUUUUGUAUGUAAUGAUACAUAUUUUCUUUUAAUUUAUUGCAUAAAAGAUGGUCUUGAAGAUACAAAUGUGUAUGCAUUAGCCUAGAAUUUCCCAUGAAAGUUACUACAAAUUGAAAACUGUUCUGAGUAAGAAUAGUUGUUUUAAGUUAGAAUCCUUAAAACAAAAGUAUUGUUUUAUACUUCAUCCCAGACCACUAUUUUUAUUAAAAUUAGUACUGGUCUGUCUGUUGCUGUGGGGCAAGUCCACCUACACAGUAUAGAAAAUUUAUUGAUAUUAUUUUCGCAAAUAUGAAAAUUUAUCCUGUGGUUUAUGUAAUUCAUAUUGAGGGUAAGAACUUCAGAGUUUGAAAAGAGAAAUCAGUAUAGUUUUAUGUUAGAGGCAGCAGAGUGAUUCCAUUAUGACCUUUUACAAGCGUGUUCUUAGUCACAAAAUAGUCAACACUGAAUUGAUUCCAUUGCCAUUUGACCACCAUAGAGUUUCACAACAUUUCAUUUUAAAAUCAACAUUGUGCAAUUCUAUAGAUUUUGUUUGCUCCCACUCAGGUUUGUUGAUCAUUGCUUAUCCCUCCUCCUCCUUCUGUCAACAGAACUAACUGACAGUAUGAAUGUGUCCAUCUUUUCUGCCUUUGUAUCAUUCAUAAAAUUUCCAGUGUACCUAGGUUAAAUGUAAUAAAAAGAUUCAUGUAGUUACCUACCUUAAAACUUGCUCAAAACUCUCAGGCGAGUUUAAUAUCUAAUAUGAUAGCUUCAAAAUUUCGAUUUUUCUAUUCAUGCAUAAUGAAUGAAGAUAAUUGAUUUUCAGUUGUUGAUAAGUUUCCAUUCUUGCAAUAAUACACUCACAUGGUUAAAUUUAAAUUCAAAUA